AUGUAUCUAGGCGAGGCAACAAGAUAUCAUUACAUUGGAUGCUUUGAGGACGAACCAACAGAUAAUGAUUUCGACACGCGCACUAGAAUGUCGGGCACCUUGACCCCGACCGUCUGCGCCGCUCACUGCACCGACCGUGGCUACAUAUUCAUGGGUCUGGGAGGCGGAAGGAAUUGUAAGUGCGGCAUGGCAUACGGAAAGCACGGAGAGCAGCCAGACACUGGUUGUAACGUGGCGUGUCCGGGGGACGGCACCUUCAUGUGUGGAGCACUCGGCCUAAACUCGGUGUACAGAAUUUAUAAAUAUGACAACUUCAACGAAUUGCUAUUCCACGACAGCCUUGUGUCCGCAGGGGACGAGCUAACACGCAAUGUAACAACAAGCCCGGUAGGUGUCGCUUCGGUGUUACGGUGCGGAGUUCACUGCCUUGCGUCGCCAUCUUGCUUUGGAGUCGUCUGGAUUCCAGGAAGCGUUAAAAACUGCGUGCUUAUCUCCGGUAUAGGCAACCCAGGCGUCUACACGAUUCCAACAGGAGGAAAAUACUAUCAUAAUUAG
Molecule: messenger RNA, 555 nt
Organism: Priapulus caudatus
Lineage: Eukaryota; Metazoa; Priapulida; Priapulimorpha; Priapulimorphida; Priapulidae
Product: protein SLG1-like
Exons: 3
Coding region: 1-555 (184 amino acids)
Source: RefSeq, a predicted model, not a curated record